Messenger RNA from Lytechinus variegatus (green sea urchin), 3042 nucleotides. RefSeq names its product gamma-aminobutyric acid type B receptor subunit 2-like. Gene Ontology annotation, molecular function: G protein-coupled GABA receptor activity. Lineage: Eukaryota; Metazoa; Echinodermata; Echinoidea; Temnopleuroida; Toxopneustidae. Gene Ontology annotation, cellular component: membrane; G protein-coupled receptor heterodimeric complex. The record is from RefSeq and is a predicted model, not a curated record. Bases 273 to 2681 code for a protein of 802 amino acids. Gene Ontology annotation, biological process: gamma-aminobutyric acid signaling pathway; G protein-coupled receptor signaling pathway. The transcript has 16 exons.
UCUAGCGAUGAUGUUCUCACAUUUCCUUGCCAAAGCUUUGUGACGUAACUUCCAUCGAUGCCACGUUCAUGCGCCAUCGCCAUUCUUCAUAUUUUCCUUGCCUUUUCAAAUUCGACCCAUUUCUUUCUUUUCCUUCUCAGUUUCUCUACAAUUUACAUCUGAUUAGCAAAUAUGUAUAUCAUCUAGUCUGAUCAAUCAGUUUCAAUAGGUGCUGAAAUCGAAGAAGAUUCUAACCAUUCAAACGCGCAAUCCACGCUACAUGUAUAUUUGCAAUGAUUUCGAAAGGCCAGGAAGAAUUGCAGAUCAAAAGUUGUCUGAGGGUGUUUUUCAUUGUCGUGGCCCUCUGGCCCUCUUUGGCCUGGGGCCACUUCGAGGUGGAAGAGAGCGAGGCCAAGGUAUCCAACACUUCCGGGCUGAUCCCUCUCUACAUUGGGGUCCUAUUGCCACUGAGUAGCAAUGGAAACUGGGCAGAAGAAUUCGCAAAUCAGAGUAUGUUUGCCAUGGAUUUAGCUGUUGCUGACCUCAACAACAGGUCUGAUAUUCUACCUGACCAUCAAAUACAUCUUGUCGUCAAAGACACCAAGGGCUCUACCGCUCUUGCGCUGAAUCUGUUGUACGAGAUGAUUCUGUCCAAACCGUCCAUGGUAGCAUUUGUAGGAAGUAUUGAAGCUGAUACGACCAAGAUUUUAGCCGCUGUAACCGGUCAAUGGGGCAUUAUCCAGAUGGGUUUUGCCAACUCUGCAAUAGGUCUAUCGAACCAUCUUCUCUACCCAUACUUCAUACGAACAAUGGGAAGUUCAUCUGACCUUAACAAGGUCAAACUUCAAAUCUGUGAACGAUUUGGUUGGAAGAAGAUAUCUACCAUUACUGAAGCUACUGAGCCACACGCUGGGAUUAUGGAGGAUUUACACGGACUGUUAGAAUAUCAGAAUUUCACAUUAGUAUCCAGGCAGUCAUUUUAUUACGAUCCGGCUGGGGUAAUCAGUAGAUUAAAGCAAAAAGAUGCACGGAUUAUGGUUGCUAGCUUCUCAGAGGAUACUGCGAGAAAAGUAUUGUGCCAGGCGUUCAUUCGUCAGCUGUACGGUCCGAAACAUAUCUUCAUCUUUCGGGGAUUCCUCGAAAGUAACUGGUGGAGAACAUCCGAUAAGUCUGAGAAUCUUGGAUGUUCCGAUGAUGAUAUGAUGGCUGUUCUGCAGAGCGUCAUCACGGUCUACUUCAGUAUGUACGCGAGGAAGAAGAGUGCUGCUGUUACAGCACAGACGGCUGUGUCUUUCCGAGAGGAGAUGUCCCGGCACCUGGGGUCUAGGGUCUCGCUCAACAGCCGGGAUGUUGCUGCUAAUGCCCACGAUGGAAUAUGGGCCAUCGGUUUUGGAUUGAACUCAUCUCGGGCGUACAUUGGUAAUAAAACCCUCCAUGAAUACACGUAUGAGGACAGAGAAACCACCGAUAUAUUUUACGAUCACAUUCUGGAAUCGCAGUUUUACGGUGUCUCGGGCCCAGUAGGAUUUCAGGAAGACGGGGACAGGACUGGUGUGUUCAUCAUUGAACAAAUAAGAGAUGGAGCGCGUGUCGUAAUAGGAACCCUACAGCAAGGUGGAGUUAUUCAAUGGCUUUUACCGACCGGGGAAAUAUGGGAGAGGACUAACGGUCGACCACCUUUCGAUGAGGACCGCACUCACGAGGUCCUGGUCGUCCAGUCCAUCUCGAAGGUUACAGUGGUGAUCAUGGGUGUCCUGGCUGCAUUGGGCGUUUCGUUAGCAGUCUUCUUCUUAAUCUUCAACAUUAAAAAUAGGAAAAAGAGGUAUAUAAAGAUGUCCAGUCCAAAUCUCAACAAUCUUAUCAUCAGCGGCAUAUGCUUAGCCUAUGUCUGUGUCGUGUUACUAGGUAUUGAUAUCGGGAUACUAACACCUCGAAAUCAGUACAUAAUUUGCGGGGCUCGAGUGUGGCUCAUCUCUUUUGCUUUUACUGUAGCGUUUGGAGCAAUGUUCACCAAGAUGUGGAGAGUCUAUAGUAUUGUUAUUAAUAAACGCACGAUGAGGAAGGUAAACAAUGUGAUAAAGGAUCGUCAUCUAAUUGCCAUCAUCCUCGUGCUUCUCCUCAUCGACAUCAUCAUCCUCGUCACCAAGGAGAUCGUUGAUCCUUACCGCGUGGUUAAUGAACUCAUCGAACAACCUAGGACGCAGGAAGAUCGUGCAAAUUUUGUACAGUACAUCCACGUUUACCGUCGCUGUUCUACCAAGUAUAAUACAGUUUGGACCGUCAUCCUUACAGUCUAUAAGUCAUUUCUCAUGAUAUUUGGUGCCUUCUUAUCAUUUCAGACAAGGACAGUCAGCGUGCCUGGAUUAAACGACAGUUACUAUGUUGGGUUGUCUAUCUAUAACGCUUGCCUGUGUUGCGCCGUUGCAGUGCCUCUGUCGCUUUUCAACAUUAACUCACUCAAUGUGACUUACACAGUGACGUCAGGGUUCAUCGUCUUUUGUGCAACAACUAUUCUCUGUACACUAUUCCUACCGAAGUUUUCCGCCCUCUAUCGUCAGCAACACGAAGUGGGCAACAUUCAAAGAUUCGGCAUCAACACGGUGUCUUCGGUUGCUGGAACAUCAUCGGGAACAAAGGUCAAAAUGGUUGGACGAGAACCGACUCAGCUAGAUGAACAUAACAUCAUCAACAAGAAGGCCUAGAAAUGUCUUUAAAAAAAUUGAUAUGAUUGUGAAGAAACCGUCUAUCACCUCAACACCAACUGAAUGUCAAGACAUCAUUCCGUGCAAAACUAUAAGGAAAAUAACGAUGAUUAUGAUGAGGAAGAAGAAGAUAAUGACAUGAUAUGAUGAGGAUGAUGAAGACAAGAUGAUGAUGAUGAUGAUGAUGACGAUAAUGAUAGUGAUGAUAAAGAUUUUAUCGAUGGUGCUGUGCUGAGCUGAAAUGAUGAUAAUGAAAUGGGAAAAUGUACUCAUUACGUGUUUGUAUGCCGUGAUUUAAAGGUCAAGUCCACCUCAGAAAAUGUUGAUUGGAAUCAAUAUAGAAAAAUCAGACAAGCACAAU